AUGUGGGACGGGGCCGUGGCACCUCGUUCGGCGGCUCUUCGCCGGCUGCACAAAAACGCACACGCCCGGCGCUGCUUCGUCGGGCCCGACGCUUCUGCGCCGGGGGCGCAAAAUGUUUUUCUCGCCCGCGCGCUGCGCGCGCGAUUUUUUUAUGCUGCCGAGCCUGCGCCAGAUGGUUCGGCGCCCCGCCCCCCUUUGCGCCUCCUUGGCGAAAGUUUUUCGUCGCUCGCGCGCGGCGGGCUUUCAUGUUUUUCCUCGCUCGCGCGGCGCCUUGCCCUUACCGCCUGGCGGUCAGGCGGUAACGCGCCGGGCGGAUUUUUGUCUUUUCAGCUUGGCAAUUUUUUUUCGGGCUUGAAAAAAUUCGGGGCGCCCAUUUCGCCUAAACCUGGCGGGCCCCCCCUCAUUUGUUUCAAGCAUGUGGUAGUUGCGCUCGUUCGCAACCCUCCCGGGGCCAAGAUUUUUUCUCUGUUCCUCGACGCAGCAUUUCUGCGAUUUUUCUUCGUCAGUCUCUUUGGGCCCUUAACGAUGUUGAAUUCCGCACGGGAUAAUUCGGAUUUUUUUUUAUACAAACAGAACUGCGUCUGAUGAUAGGAUCGCUUUUUCCUCCACAGUCGUCGUUUUUCUGAACACAAUUCUUUUGCGGGUUAUUUUCGUCAUCAUGAUGCGCCGAGAAGAGGGAUAGGAAAUGCAAAUUCAACUACACAGCACCAUUCAGGCUAAAGUCGAACGAGUUUGUUCACUUUCCACAGUUUUUUAGUACAUACAAGUAGAAUUUUUACAGUGAGUCUACAUGAGUUGUGAUAAGUUGAGUCUAACAACUUGUACUGAGUUGUUGUACAACUAUUCGAGAAGUGACCCGAAAAAUAGUUGUACAAGCGAGUUAUUUUUUUUUUUACCACAUACUUCUGCGUAAAUCGUUUUGUGCAUUUACUACUACACUAUCCUCCUUUCUCAUACAUUUACAUCUGCAUCUUCAACAAAUCUGCUAUGAGCAUAUUUUCAUCAUCAGCAUGGUACAUGUAAAAUCCUGACAUAAUUCAGCAAACGAAAAUCUUUCGGAGAUUUUCCUUUUUUUCCCUAGUACAAGAAGUAAAGUACAUCAUAGAAGCAUAGUAGUCUAGAGGUGGUGGUCGUGGUGAUAUCCAUGGUCAUCUUUUAGGCUACACAAGGAAGAGUGAAAAGUUUAAGUUAGCACACUGGCGCGGCGCGAUUUAGUCGAUCGAAUAAAGCUCGAAUAAAUACUACGCUAUGAUGAAGCAAGUAGUAGAUAUUUCGAACACGAUCGUCGGACUUUAGGCAAACCCUGCACAGUACAGCGCGGAAGCUAACUGAUAGAAAAUCAUGAGCACUGCUUCUGCUCGCUUUUGCGUGGCUGGUUCCACAGUGGUCAGCACUUAGCGAGUCGUUGCAAUGUUGCCUUCUG
Messenger RNA from Amoebophrya sp. A120, 1423 nucleotides. The record is from the annotation of a GenBank genome assembly. NCBI's taxonomy places the organism in Eukaryota, Dinophyceae, Syndiniales, Amoebophryaceae.